CCGGCGGGGAGCUGGUGCCAGAGGAAGCGGGGGGAGCCCCAGGUCGUGCUCGUUGGCCUGUAAUAUGAACAAUCCUUGGUUGGUCCUGAGGAUGUUCUGAAACACAGCCAGGGAACUGAGAAUGUGGUUGUCUUCUCUCUGCCCACCGAUCAUGGUCAUAUUACAGAGAUUGAAGUAUUGAAUGUUUGGAUCAGGUUGUUUGCUGUAAAGCUCUGCACAAGGCCAGCUGCUGAAGGUUGCUAAUAAGUGGUAUACCCUCCUGUGCCAUUUGAAGAUGGUGAAGCCUGAUCUUCACACUCUGGCCCAUCACCUCAAGCAAGAACGUCUUUAUGUGAACUCUGAAAAGCAAUUGCUUCAACGGUUAAAUGCAGAUGUGCUCAAAACUGCAGAAAAAUUGUACUGUUCAGCAUGGAUUGCAAAGCAACAGCGAAUUAACUUGGACCGUCUAAUACUAACAAGUGUUGAAGCAUCUCCAGCAGAAUGUUGCAAACAUGCAAAAAUCUUGGAGGAUACACAGUUUGUGGAUGGUUACAAACAGCUGGGAUUCCAAGAGACAUUGUACGGUGAAUUUUUAAGUCGGCUUAGAGAAAAUCCAAGACUCGUCGCCUCGUGUCUAGUUGCAGGGGAGAAGCUUAAUCAUGAGAGCACCCACAGUGUCAUCCUUACAGUGUUUACUGCCCUUUAUGGUAACUGCAUUAUGCAGGAAGAUGAGAGUUACCUUCUGCAAGUAUUGCGUUACUUGAUUGAGUUUGAACUGAAAGAAAGUGAUAAUCCACGGCGGUUGCUUCGAAAAGGUGCUUGUACUUUCAGCAUUUUAUUCAAACUUUUUUCAGAGGGGCUGUACUCUGCAAAGCUUUUUCUCACAGCAACCUUGCAUGAACCAAUAAUGCUGCUGCUUGUUGAAGAUGAGGAUCACUUGGAAACUGACCCAAAUAAGCUUAUUGAAAGAUUUACUCCAGCGCAACAGGAGAAACUUUUUGGGGAAAAGGGCACAGAGCAGUUCAGACGGAAGGUGCAGGAGAUGGUAGAGAGUAAUGAAGCAAAGCUGGUAGCUUUGGUGAACAAAUUUAUUGGAUAUCUCAAACAGAAUACUUACUGUUUUCCACAUAGCUUGCGUUGGAUUGUAUCACAAAUGUAUAAAACCUUAUCUUGCAUGGAGGGGCUGGAUAUUGGGGAGGUGAAGGCCAUGUGCACAGAUCUAUUGCUUGCCUACUUCAUUUGCCCUGCAAUCGUGAAUCCAGAACAGUAUGGGAUAAUUUCUGAUGCUCCAAUUAAUGAAGUGGCAAGAUUUAAUUUGAUGCAGGUGGGCCAACUCUUACAGCAGUUAGCAAUGACAGGAAGCGAGGAAGCAGAUCCACGAAUGAAGAACAGCCUUUGCAAAUUUGAUAAAAGUUGUGUUGCAGCUUUCUUAGAUGCCAUUAUUGGAGGCCGUACUGUGGAAACACCUCCCAUGUCCUCAGUGAACUUACUGGAAGGGCUCAGCAGAACUGUGGUCUACAUGACACACAAUCAACUUUUGAACUUGGUUACUUUUGCAAGGCAUGUAAUGCCAGGGGAGUUGCUGAGAGAAGAGGACAGAAUGGCUCUGGAGAAUCUUAUCAUUAAUGUUCCACAUCACAGAACAGGGAAGAGCAAUAGUCUUGAGCUGACUCCCUCCAGUACACCCCAGCUGUCUCCUGCGACUACUCCAGCCAAUAAAAAAAAUCGACUGCAAAUAGGACAACAAUUAGCAUCCAUUACUGCCUGGGAUACUUCAGCUACAAAUCUGACUGCUCACAUUCCUCUUGUAGCUCCUUUUGCUGGAAGAAAUAGAACGCGGACAAACGAAGCAAAGGAACACUUGGAACAUGAAAAUGCAAUACAAGAGACCUUGCAGGAGGUGCAGCCUGAAGAAGUAUUGGUCAUUUCACUGGGCAUUGCUUCACAGAUGACACCAGGGAUGAUGUCUGAAAAUGAGGUGUUGAGCAUGCAGCUCGCCGAGAGUGGGCAGGGCGAAGUACCUGUAGAGGAUGGAAAACUCCAUGGCAAACCAGAUAAAACUCUGCGCUUUUCUCUAUGCAGCGAUAAUAUGGAGGGAAUAUCAGAAGGACCUUCAAACCGUUCAAACUCUGUGUCCUCACUGGACCUGGAAGGAGAAUCAGUCUCUGAACUUGGAGCAGGACCCUCUGGAAGUAAUGGUGUUGAAGCUUUGCAACUGUUAGAACAUGAACAAGCCACCACCCAAGACAAUCUGGAUGACAAACUCCGUAAAUUUGAAAUUAGAGACAUGAUGGGGCUGACAGAUGACAGGGACAUUUCGGAAACUGUGAGUGAGACUUGGAGCACAGAUGUCCUGGGAAGUGAUUUUGAUCCAAACAUUGAUGAAGAUAGACUACAAGAUAUUGCAGGUGCAGCAGCAGAGAGUAUGCUGGGUAGUUUGCUAGGAUUACCAGGUUCAAGUUCAGUGCUACUAGAUCCCUGCACUGGGUCACAAUCUCUGAGAACGACCAGUGAGGCCUGGAGUGUGGAAGUUCUGCCAAGCGACUCGGAAGCUACAGAUCUGAAGCAGGAGGAACGACUGCAGGAGCUGGAAAGUUGCUCUGGACUUGGGAGCACAUCUGAUGAUACAGAUGUGAGAGAAGUGAGCUCAAGGCCCAGUACUCCUGGACUCAGUGUUGUAUCAGGCAUCAGUGUUACCUCAGAAGACAUACCCAACAAGGUGGAGGAUAUACGAUCAGAAUGCAGCUCUGAUUUUGGAGGAAAGGAUUCUGUAACAAGUCCUGAUGUGGAGGAAAUUGUGCAAGUUGGACAUCAGAUGACUUCUUCACUUUCCCAGACAGACACAUUGCUUGCAAUGUUUGAUCCGCUGUCUUCAGAUGCUUCAACCAUACCAUCAAUAGUCAGGCCUAAAGUGCACUAUGCAAGACCAUCACACCCACCACCGGAUCCUCCGAUAUUAGAAGGUGCUAUAGGGGGCAGUGAUGCCCGAUUGCCACCGUUUGGGUCACACAUUUGCUGCCAAACUGAAGCCGAGCUGCUUAAACAGCGCCAUUCCUUUCCAGAAAGGCUAGUACGCAGCAGGAGCUCUGAUGUUGUUUUGGCAUCUCGAAGACCAAUGAGUGAUCCUGGGUGGAAUAUUCCAGGUAGCAGAAGGGCAGCAAAUGAAGAGCUAUUUGCAUCAGGGGCAGUGACUGGAAUCUGUGGACCAACUUCAUCUCCAAGCAAAGACUCCCUGGGAGAGGAUAGAAAGGACAGUGAUGAUGAGAAAUCGGAUCGUAGCAAAUCCUGGUGGAAGAAGCGAUUUGUGUCUGCUAUUCCUAAAGCUCCCAUUUCCUUCAGGAAGAAAGAUAAACAAGAAAAAGACAGAGAAGAUGGUGCACAGGAAAGGUUUCAGGCCAUGCAAGGUUGGCUGAUCCUACCUUACAUAAAGAAUGAUGAACCAAUUCCCAGGUUGAAUGCACAAGCCCAGGCUGCUGAGGAUAUUCUGGAUAAAUACAGAAGUGCUAUUAAACGGUCCAGUCCUAGUGAAGCAGUUGCAAAUGAUGAGGUUACAGAGGUUAUCGGAGAUGAUAGCGUGCAUGACUCGCCACGUGAUGAAACUCUUCAGAACCUUUCAGCGGAUGAUCUGCCAGACUCGGCCAGUCAGACUGCCCAGACUCAAGACUCUACGUUCUCCUUUAGGGAUGCAAAGAAGAAAUUGCGAAUGGCUCUGUGUUCAGCUGACUCAAUUGCCUUCCCUUUGGUGAGCCAUUCAGCAACAAGAAAUGGCCCUCCUGGAGGACCAGAUCAAGGAGAAUCUGAGGAUAAUGAGAUUGUCUGUUUUCUCAAAGUUCAGCUGGCUGAAGCCAUCAAUUUACAGGAUAAACACUUGAUGGCACAGAUCCAGGAAACCAUGCGCUGCGUUAGCAGAUUUGACAACAGGACCUGUCGCAAGUUGCUUGCUGCCAUUGCUGAGGACUAUAGAAAACGAGCUCCAUAUAUUGCUUAUUUGACACGAUGUCGUCAGGGGCUCCAGACUACACAAGCCCACCUUGAAAGGCUCUUGCAGAGGGUGCUGAGAGAUAAAGAAGUUGCCAACAGAUAUUUCACAACAGUUUGCGUGAGACUAUUGCUUGAAAGUAGGGAGAAGCAUAUUCUGGAAUUUAUUAAAGACUUUCAGAACCUCACUGCAGCAGAUGACAAAACGGCUUUGGUAGAAGAAUUCUUGCAGUCGUUGUAUGGAGCUAUGGCACAGGAUGUUAUCUGGCAGAACGCCAGUGAGGAACAGCUCCAGGAUGCACAGAUGGCAAUUGAGCGUAGUGUCAUGAACCGCAUUUUCAAACUUGCCUUCUACCCCAAUCAGGAUGGUGAUAUUUUACGUGACCAGCUCUUCUAUGAGCACAUUCAGCGUCUCUGUAAAGUCGUCAGUGCAAAUCAUCGGGCACUUCAAAUUCCAGAGGUGUAUUUGAAAGAGGCUCCAUGGCCAUCUGCACAGUCAGAGGUUCGAACAAUCAAUGCGUACAAGACCCCAAGAGAUAAGGUUCAGUGUAUCCUGCGAAUGUGCUCCACCAUAAUGAAUCUGUUAAGCCUAGCCAAUGAGGACUCAGUCCCUGGGGCAGAUGACUUUGUUCCUGUUCUUGUGUUUGUCCUCAUCAAGGCUAACCCACCCUGCCUGCUGUCCACUGUUCAGUACAUCAAUAAUUUCUAUGCCAGCCGGCUCAGUGGAGAGGAAUCCUAUUGGUGGAUGCAGUUCACAGCAGCAGUUGAAUUCAUUAAAACCAUUGAUGAUCGCAAGUGAUGCAGAACACCACCUGCAUGACAGACUGUUAGGAAAAGUGAAAAGAUUUGCACCAACUGUUUGUGGGAGGGGAGCUGAAGACUGAAUCUUCUCCUCUUGUAUAAUACAUGUACAUAGUGUGGAGACAUUUAAAUGAAAAAGAACAACUAGAUUCAGUGGAUCUUUACCAAAAUUAACAAUCAGAUUUACUAACAGGUCUUUAUAUUACUGUCAGCAAUGCGAAAAGGGACCACACUUUUUCAGGUAUUUCAGAAUUUGAAACUGUACUGUAAGCAAAUGACACCCUUUCCCUUCUGUUAUUCUGGUCUGCAUGAAUUCUCAACUGAGGCCUUAAACAAGUGUUGAUUUGAUUUCAUUUCAUUUACCAUGCCCACCCCAACCCCACAACAAUUUUAUAAAAGAAUCAGCAAAUCAGCAACUUGUGGCUUAAUGUUCUUUUUCAUGAGGAGGUGGUUCUUUCCCUAGAGUAUCCAGUCCAAACUUUCAGGGAAACUUGCAUUUGACUGAACAAAUUAAGUUUCCUUGAAAGUAUUACACUGCAGAAAUGCAACAUGCCUGAACUGGAGGUAAAGAACCAACAGGUCUCAUUUUAUCUGAAGAAGUCACCUUUUUGCGUUGCUUCAAAAUGUUUUUGGGCCUUCCAAUAAAUUAUUUCCAAAGUCUGGGCUUUUCUUUAAGCAAGCUGAUAUACCUGACAUUGUAACCUUUAUUGGCAUCUGUUUUAAGUGUUAACAUUUAGCCAACCUGUUAGUAAAGCAGCAUAGGACUCUACUGUUUUGUUGCUGGGGUCUUUAUAAACCUAAAUCACAUAAAGAUGCUUUUUUGGAGGUAAUUUUACAAGGUUGUCUGUUUCACGGUUUGAGGAAGAGCAAAAUCUAAGUGCUGGUUCUCAGUAUUUGCAGUUCUUAAACGAGUUUCCUUAUUGUGUGGCAAAUCGUAGAUCCAGAGACAAAAAUGAAUCUGAGACUCUGGCCUCUGAAUAAGGGAUCCAGUUUUAGUCAGGGAGUACAGAGGCUGCUCUCCCACAGUCCAAACUCAGCAAGGUAUGUAGUAAAAGGAACAAUGAAAUGUUGAACUCUCACCUGCAAUUGAAUUUCAACCUUGACUGCUAUUUGAACUCCCUUUAUCCUCAUGAAGGUUUUUUCCCUCUGUGUAAUCGACUGGGGUGCAAGGACCAUUCAUGUCUCGCAAAAGCACACCUCUUCAUCUCAUGGAGUACAUGAGGAAAUUUGCAACCAUGACUGCCGUGGCUGAGAGAGAUGAAAAUUUGAGUGGAAGACCAGCAAAAAUCACUUCAAUCCCUUACAGCAGCUGAGACUUCCAGUUGACAGCAGUGCCUUUGUCGACAGUGAGAGUUAACAUUUAACGGCCAACGUGAAUGGACAGCCAUACAUGACUUGAGCUUGCUGCACCUUUACAAAGCCGGUUUUAAUAAAUAGAGUCAGAAGGCAUUGGGACUUGGCUUGUCCAGAACAAUUUCCAGAUCAAACUUCAAAACUGCAGUGAGUCAGAUGUUGAUUGUUAGGAUAUAUAAAUGGCAAGGUAUGAUAAGAAUUUAAAUUAUUGCAUUUUAGGUUGCAUUAUAAAUGGCUCACAUGGUAGGAUUAAAUAAUGGCAGCUCCAAUAAGUUAAGACUGAUUUGUUGUUUUAUUUCUUAUAUAUAAAAAAGGGAUCAUUACUCAAUGGGUGGAUGAAUAGUAAUAUUAAUGUAAGUUCAUCUGAUUUUGCAUAUUUUUAGAAAAUAAAGUAACUUAAGAGAAGGUGGUCUCCAUUGUGCUGAUCCAAAACCAGCCUAAUAUAAACCUGCCAUCAUAUCAGGUCCACAGGCCAGCAAAGACCUUGGAUGCUUAUGUGAGUCUGUCCAUUGCCGGCUGUUGUGAAUUAUAGAAUGGCAUCCUUCCUACUCUUGGAUACCUGUCCUCACUUGAGACUUGUUCCUAGCACAUCUGCAAUGAUACCGUUUGAGUCUGGGUCAAGGAUCUGGAAUGGUGAAUACCGUGGGGAUAGGCUGUUUCAUACCUCAACAUAUCUGCUCCCAAGGAGGAAAGACCUAAAGAGUAAGUACUUUCCCUCCAACCCUUACAACUCACCAUUUUCUUAGACUGAAAAUGUUGGACUCCACCACGCUUAAUUGUUAAUUAUCUGAAUUGGGGGGGAGGGGGGGUGGAAUUGCAAAAUCUAUACACGUUCUAACUGUAUGUAUAUUCGAUGUGGGAAUAGAUAUUUUAGUGUGUCAGUCUGGAGUAAAGGAUCUUUAUUAUAUUUCAAACAACAUCCUGAAUAUUCAGCAUUAUAGUCUUGAAGAAAUGGAACGCUUCAUAUCAACACAACUAGGAUCCGUGUGACAAAAUCUUAGCUAGCUCCUACAAUCUUUUUUUAAAUCUUUGCAAUAAAAAGAAAUUCCUGGAAUGAAUCUUAAUGUGCAUCUGCACACUUUAGUUAACCAGUUGACAUGUCGGAAGAUUUGAUGCUGGAUAUAGUCAACGGUAUUAAAGCCAUAUACCUGAGUGAUUUAAGAAAAAAUGAAACAAAGUCUAUUCACCUGAUUAUAGCCAUGAGUUAUUCAUUUUUCUCUGCUUAUUACAAGAAAAACGUUCAGCCAACCCUACAGUCAGGUAAUCACUGUUCAAGUUGAGUUGAAAUGACUUACCAAAAACAAGUUCUAUCUUUAUUUUUAUUUGGUGUAAUUAAGUUUGCGUGUUAAGUGUCUAGCUAUAAUGUACUAGUUAACACUAAUCGAAGGCUACGUGAUCAAAUGACAUUUCUGAAUAUUUCUAAUCUUGGGUUACGCAUUUGGGAAUCUGAAUUCCUGACACUGGUGCAGAACUCAGCCUGAUGGUGUUAGAAAACUGGAAAAAGUAAUUUAUGUAUACUUCCAGCUGUGGAGUAUUAAUGCAGUUGGUAUUAUAUGUAGGCAUGAGGUGUCUGAAUUGAUAACCUGAGCAAAAUUGCUAGCAGUACCUAAUUUGGUGCAAAAAUGCUUUACAGAUCAGUUAAUUGGAGAAACUGGGAUGCAGAAGGGAAUAGCUUCUCUCAAAAACAAGCUCCUUUUGGCUUAGUCAGUGUUACUUUUCCCUGGUGUUGCAGACCAUAGUCUCAGCAUCAUUGGGGUACACUGCAGGAUAGUGCAUGGAUUAUGUAUUGUCAUGCUGGGUUCUUAAUGGGUAUAGAGGGAUGGUGCAGUUGAAGGGGUGCUUGCUUCCACUAAAGACUAAUUGGCUGAAACAAUAAUGUGUUUUGCAGUUGCACUUUGAAAUAAUUUUAAGACAUUAAUAUGUUUUUGUUUUCCUCACCGUAAAGAAACUUUGAGGAAAGAAAUUUAAGUAUAAACAAUGGUGUUUAGGGAUUGGAAUUUAUUUAUUUUACAGUUAAACUUUAUGAAAACUGAAUUGUCAACUAUUUAUUUUUAAUGUGCUUUCUCUGUGGGUUCAUCCUAAGUUGCCUUUUGUGUUUUAAAUUUUGAAGUACGGUCUUAAAGAUUUGAAGCCUUUCACAUCAUUUGCUUAGACAACUUGUAUAUGAGUCAUUAAUUGUAUCCAUGGAGAUUUUGAAAUGUAUGGAAGCUACCACUUACAUAUAACGUAAAUUAUUUGAAAAAAAAAUUGCAACUGCUUUUAAUCAAACACAAUCUUUUACUGACAAGCAUAUAGACCCAGAAAAUACAUAAGUGAGGACCAAACAUAUCAUCAUAUCAUUAAUGUUCUGAAACAUCAGGAAUGGACAAAUGAUUUUCUGCAGUUAGCAGCUAGGAACUUAGAAGGGACUGUUAUGUUGAGAAGUUAACCUAUGCUAACUAAAUACUGUGUUUUGUUUGUUAACUGCAUCACCUGUAUUACUGCCUCUUUGAAACUGUUAGAGAUUUUACAAAGCUUAAGUUAAUGAGCUUGCACAAUCUUGCACACAGGAAAAAUGUAUACUGUCUUUAAGGAGAUUAAUGUAAUAUAUCAAUCCAUAAUGCUAAUUAAAGGGAGCCGUUU
Molecule: messenger RNA, 8733 nt
Organism: Pristis pectinata (smalltooth sawfish)
Lineage: Eukaryota; Metazoa; Chordata; Chondrichthyes; Rhinopristiformes; Pristidae
Gene: gapvd1
Product: GTPase activating protein and VPS9 domains 1
Exons: 29
Coding region: 275-4756 (1493 amino acids)
Biological process (GO): vesicle-mediated transport; regulation of GTPase activity
Cellular component (GO): cytosol; endocytic vesicle
Molecular function (GO): small GTPase binding; guanyl-nucleotide exchange factor activity
Source: RefSeq, a predicted model, not a curated record